CUUUAACCUCGAGAUAAACAAUUCCAACACAGCACACAAGUUGGGGGUGACAACAGCAUUCCGAUAAGUCCGCCCUACCUCCAUGAAAAUGAGUGAUGCUAGGUAUGACGCCGUCAAGUUGGAAAACGAAGACAGCCAUGAUGAAAACGAGGCAAUCGAAAAGGUCACCGAACUCAAAAAUGUUGAGACCCGUGAAAUUUCAGGCUUAAAAUCUGCGGGCAACAGGAGGAGGAUCAAAGUUGGGCUUAUACCCGUGAGAUACCAAUUAGCCUUUCUCUCGUUCAUCGGACUGACCUCCAUUGGAGCCAUGAGGCAAAAUGUGAGCGUGGCAAUGGUUGCCAUGGUAAACACUUCUUACACUGGUUACAAACACACCGAUGAUCUUGUUAAAAGCAAUGAAGAGAUAUCGUCAUGCAAGAUUCAAGACAAUAACACCGAAUAUGCAGAUGAGACAUCAGGUGAAUUCUUCUGGAAUACGCACACCCAGGAGUUGCUGCUUGCUGGAUUCUUCUAUGGUUACCUGUGCACACAGAUUCCUGGUGGAUGGAUGUCAGAUAGAUUCGGGAUGAAGUGGGUCCUCGGCCUGGGUAUCCUGCUCUCCAGCGUAUCAUCAAUCCUUGGACCAUGGGCUGCAAGAAUGGGUCCUGUAUUUUUCUUCAUAACGCGAUUCCUAGCAGGUCUAGGUGAGGGUGUGGUGCUUCCUGCUGUGGCAUCCAUGUGGUCUCAUUGGGCCCACCCUUUCGAAAGAAGUCGAAUGGGCGUCACAACAACCUCGGGCCUCACCUUUGGAAGUAUCAUUAGCAGUAUCGUCGCAGGUUACUUGGUUAGAUCCGAUAUCAUGGGAGGUUGGCCAUUCUUAUUCUACUUUCUCGGUACAGUUGGUUGUAUCUGGUUUGUUUUGUGGUGCGUAUUUGUUUCUAGCCAACCAUCAAACCACCGUUGGAUAUCGCGGCAGGAACGGAAAUACUUAGAAAAUAAUCUAAAAAUGCAGUCAAAGAAAAGCAAUAAAUCCAUUCCGUGGUUGUCUAUUCUUUCCUCGCCAGUGGUUUGGGUAUUGAUGCUAUGUCAGUUCAUCCAAGGAUGGGGUCUCUUUACCAUCGUCACAAAUCUCCCUCUCUAUUACACCAAAGGACUGGGACUAUCAGUCGAACAGGCUGGAGUUUAUUCAGCGAUCCCCUAUGCACUUCAACUAAUCUGCAAUUUUGUAUCAGCCUUCGUAGCAGAUGUGAUAUUAUCACGGAAAUACCUUGGUUUUAGUCAUACAAGGAAAUUAAUUACCGCCACAUCAUUUGGUGGCUGCGCAGUCUUCCUUGCCUGUGCUGGCUUUGCCCGAUGUAAUGCUGUCGCAUCAGUGGCAUUAAUGACGCUGAGCGUUGGUAUAAAUGGAGCAGCCUAUUCGGGUUACUACGUGUCAAUGAUUGAUGUAGCCGGUAGUUACGCUGGUUCUGUGACGGCGCUUGCGAACGGCGCCGGUGGCCUAGGAGGCGUCAUCGGCCCAUUGGUCGUUGGCGAAUUAACAGAAGUUCAGUCUGACAUCUUUGGAUGGCAGUCGGUAUUAUGGAUCCUGGCUAGUCUCUAUUCCAUUGCUGCCUUAGUGUACACUUUGGUAGCCUCGAUCAACCUACAACCAUGGGCGAGAACGACUGAAUUGGACAGAAGUGACUCAAUGAGAUAACAUGAAGACUUGUAGACAGUUAACGGGGCAACAAAAUUGUAUUUCUUCUAAUUGUUUAAGAUCGGUAUAUUCGAUCUGUAAUGAAAAUCAUAAGUCAGAAAAAAUUGGAACCAGUGGGAUACGAACCUGAAAUCUACUGCU
Messenger RNA from Lytechinus variegatus (green sea urchin), 1816 nucleotides. Its product is annotated as sialin-like. The record is from RefSeq and is a predicted model, not a curated record. The transcript has 11 exons. Gene Ontology annotation, biological process: monoatomic anion transport; transmembrane transport. NCBI's taxonomy places the organism in Eukaryota, Metazoa, Echinodermata, Echinoidea, Temnopleuroida, Toxopneustidae. The coding region runs from base 83 to 1675 and encodes 530 amino acids. Gene Ontology annotation, molecular function: transmembrane transporter activity.